UUGAUAGCGAGCCGCCAGUGUAUGAGCCCCGGCACAAUAGGAUUAGUCCACUGCUUUGACAGUGACUCAGAUAGUGAUGAUGGAGAAAUCAUCCCAGAAAGAGUCAACCCUGCGGACUCCAAUCAGAGGCUGGCUGUGAUCAAGUUGAACAACGGGACAGUCAUGUAUUUACGAGAGGUCACAAAACUGCUGGCGCUUGUCUGUAUACUGAGGGAGGACAGCUUUGAAAAGCGUGGUUUGAUAGACUUUAACUUCUUAUGCUUCCGUCAAGGAAUAACAGAUGUGUUCAGCUUGGGCAAGAAACAAGUGCUGGAAAACGGUGAUACAUCCAUGAAUGGAAUCAUCGAGGCAAAAUAAGACAUUGAUGAAUGGAAUCAUCUAGGCCAAAUAAGACAUUGAUGAAUGAAAUCAUCGAGGCCAAAUAAGACAUUGAUGAAUGAAAUCAUGGAGGCCAAAUAAGGCUUUGAUGAAUGGAAUCAUCCUGGAGAAAUAAGACUGCCAUACAACGCAGAAGCUGCUUUUAGUGACGGCCUGUCUAUGUGCAAUUGAUAUUAAAGGGCAUUGCUGCUUGCAGACGUAAUAUACAGGAUGUAGUUGUAGCAUGCAUUAGAGACGUUCUCUGGGUAAAUAGGACUAAAUGCUUGGAUGUAAAGUGUCGUACAGGAGUAGCCUGUGCAGUAAAGUGUCGUUCAGGAGUAGCCUGUGCAGUCGGAGUAGCCUGUGCAGUCGGCUCAGGCUAAUCAGGGGUCACACUUUCUUCAUUGGUGGGAUUUUCACUAAGAAGAGAAAUCAUUUAAAUGAAAAAAAAUACAUAAAAAGGGGAAAGUGUUAUCCCUAUUUAGACUGUAUGUACUGUACGUGCUAAUAUGGGAUAACACUGUAUGCACAUGCAUUAAGCCCUUGUUUCCCAGAGCGAGCCUCAUUCAAAUUUCACUGAUUUAGAGUUUGAAGUGUGUCUGUUAAACUGAAUUGACAGCUACAAUUCUGCCCUACAAACAACUGAUAUCCUGCAUGUUUGUAAAAUGUGCAUGAAGGCUCAUUUUUACAACAUUAUUCAUAGUAUAUGCUGUUAAAAGCUUAAUCAUUGAAAGCUUUUUUUUAAAUAAUCACAAUUAAGUGUUAAUAAUUCAACAUGAGGCGUAAAUAAUUUAAUUCCUAAAAUGUCUGUUAUAUUCAAAUUAACGUAGAGAAUUAUAAGACAUUUUGACUUUGUCACAUUAGUAACAAUUAUGUCAAUGCCAUAGACUGUAGGGCCUUAAGUAUAUAUCCUUGUAUCAGUGUAUCAAAUUAUUUUAAUUAUAAGUUCAUAGCCAACCUAAUUCAACACAUAAAGCACAUGGUUAUAACAAUCAUCAAACUAUCUAAUGAAAGUUAGUAAAACAAUUAAAUGUGAUUAAGUUAUUAAAUGUUAUUGUAAAUGGCUGUGAUGUCAUUAAUAAAUAAAAAGUGGAGAAGAUUCUGCCGUUAAGUUACUUUUAUGUUUUUUUAAAUCAUCGCAUUAAAUUAUUUUUUUUUCAAAUUGCUUUUUGUAGACCCAUAAAUUCUUGGAUUUCUGAUCUUAAAAAUGAAGAAUUUUUAUAUGUUGUGUUAAAUUUGUGUAUUGGACAAACCAUAAAAGCAAAGAAAAUUAAUGUCCCACAAAGAAUAAUUAUUUUACAGUAUGUAGCCUUAAUCUGCUGUUCAAAUAUAAAAAAAUACAGAAGAAACUUAAUUUGUACUUUAAAUUAUAUUAACACAAUUUUAGAAUUGGGUUCAGGGCCCAUUUUCAUAAAGCUCUUUAUGGAAAUUUUAAAUAAAGUUUUACUUUAGGCACAAUUUUAAAACAAGUUUUCAGUGAAAAAUCUGAUGUUUUCAGCUAACAAAAUAUCAAUCUGUGUAGCAAUAUUAACUUGUUUAAAGCAUAUGGGCUGUGCUCUAUGACAAGGGCUUUAAUGGAUGUGCGUACAUUGUUGUCCAAAAUUAGCCUGUGCAGUCCGCACAGGCUAAUCAGGGACGUCACUGUCCACUUUUAUAUUAUUUUUUGUUUACAGAAAGUCUUCUAAGCGAAAUUUAAGGUUCGAUGGAAACCCUUCUUUUCACAGAGCACGGCUCAAACGAAUGUUAACCCUUUGCAUGCUGGGAAAUUCGUCGUCUGCUAAAAUGUCCUCUGCUGAAUUUCUAAAAUUAACAUUUUCUUCGAUUUUUUUCAAAGAAUAUUAUCAGAAUAGCAAACAGUUUGGAUCCUGAUGAGACGCCACGUUCUGUGGCGUCUCAUCAGGAUCCAAACUGUUUGCAAAGGCCUUCAAAAUUCGCUUCCCGCACUGAAAGUGUUAAAAUUCUUACAAGUAACACAGUCAGAUACUUAAGUAAUUUCAUGAAUUUAAGGAACUCCCAAAGGUUUUCAUUUGGGGCUUUGUGAAUUCAGGCUAUGUGGUAUACUAGUAGUUUGCAAACCAGCUACUGAAGUGUGAAUCCAUUAAAACUGAUGUCAAUACUGUCAGUUGUUUAUACCUAGUUGAUAAAUUUCUGAAAAAAAUGAAGAAAAUAAUGUGUUACUUUAAUAAGAGCUCAGGGAAGGAACGUUUGUCUGUGUAAGUCAGUCAGUCAUGUCUCUUUGAUAUUUUGAUAUAAAAUGUUGAGAUAUAUAAAAUGUUGAGAUAUUGAGGGUUGAGUAGUAUCUGCGAUUCAUUUCUGAAUAAGAUUCAGUUGGUUCAACCUCAUCAAGUUUUAUAGUUUGUAAAUAGAUGGAUAUACAUACAUAUGUACAUGGCGUUGCUGCAGAUCGUACAGAUAUACAUACAUAUGUACAUGCAUUGCUGCAGAUCGUACAGACCAAUUUUUACUUGAUUGUGUUUUCAGCUCAACUGAGCUCUUAACCUUAGGCUGAAGAAGUGAUUUUGUGAUGAAAAGUCAUGCUGUGUGAGUCUUCUGUUGUCAACUUUAUGCUUAUUAGCACUCUAAAGACCACAUUCUUUUCUCAAUAUUCCUAAAACCUAGUCAGAUUGGUUUUAUUUACACGACAUAAGCUCUGUUCAAAUCUGGACUUUGUGUGUCUUAACACUAGGUCAGCAGGUCAAAUCAUAGAAAAACCUUUUUACCAUUCCUUAAGCCACAUUUAUAACCCAGUUUUGAGGAAACUCUGUCUGGAUGUUAAUCUUGGCAAUGUCUAAGCUGAGUCAUGAGUAUCCAAAAAUUAGGUCAUCAGGUCAAUUCUUUGCAAAAUGUAACAACUUUAGAAGCCACAUUUAUAACUCGAUCUUGAUUCAACAUGCUCAUCAUGUUAAUCUAAACAAUAGCCAGGAUAUAUCUGAAUCUGAGUAAAGUGGGGUCAAAAACCUGAUAAGGUUUUUAACAAUUGAUGUGCUAUUUACUCAGGUGAUUGAUGAAGGGCCAUCAUGACAAGUAACUCAUUCAGAAAAAUGAUGCAUUUUUUUCCAUGUUUAAUAUAUUUUUUCUCUUUAGUUUUUUUUAAUGUUGAAUUGUUAGGUAACUAGUGACCAAUAGCUAAUUGCCAAUCAGUAACUGUAAAGGUUUAUUUGCAAAGUUGAUCAACAAACGAGCGUGCCUUCACAAGCCAAUCAAUUACUCCAUACUUAGCCAAACUACUGCAAGGUGUUUCUAUAGAUGUUGUCUACUGUGUACUGAUUGUUAACUCACAACCAUAUCACAUACUUUUAACUUUCUUCAUAAUUCUGUACAAAACCUACACCAUUUCCUCUAUAAUAUUCAAGCAUCUUUUGUUAUUGUCUAAUAAUUGUUAAUGCGCAUUUGAUAUUUUUCUUUUACAUUGAUUGCUUAAACGUUUAUAAUAAAUAUGAUACAUAUUGAGCAUUUUCUGGUUAUACAUUGUACCUGUAACCAUUUUUAUUAGCAAAUUUGAUACUAGAUUUAAAUAUCAUUAUUGACUGACCGGAUAAAAAAUGUUUAUGAGAAUGGAACCCAAACUUAAAUACUUUUGAAAUAUUCCUUAAGGAAAAAAAUAGAUUUGACUUACAUGAAUAAUAUUUUAUCUUGCAUGAUAUCACAGCGGUUUAACAAAUUGUAUCAACUCUUGUGUGUAUGUUUGUUAUAUUCCUAGAGGCUCAUAUUAUUUUGUAUCUUUGCUAAAUAUAUGUCUGUAUUCGUCUAACAAGAGCAUCAAAGGAUAUAAACAGAGAUUGUUUAAGAAGUUCUUAUGAAUUCACAUGUAUCAAUUAAUCAUGUUAAAAUUAAGGCUACACUAUUGGUGUAAGAGCUGUGCUUAUGGAGCUCUGACUCUUUUAAAAAUACACUGAGAUUUGUUUGUGUGUAUGUGUGUUUUGCAUAAAAUCACUGUGAAUUUCUGCUUUUAUAAACAUUUAUUAUACAGUACUGUUCAGAGUUGCUUUCCUUCCAUGAUAAAACCAUAAUGAGAAUAAAAAUGAAAAUUCUAUAACAAACCAAACAUGUAAUUAGAAGCAUGUAAUAAAAGGAAAACAACCAUUUGAUAAGCAUUUAGAUGUAUGUGUUUUUAUCCAUUAAAUUGCUAAGAAUGUUUGCUAUUGUAAAUAUUAUUUCUACUGUUCUGUUUUGGAGUUGCUUUUUUCCAUAAUAAAACAUUGACCAGAAACAAAUUCUACCACAAACCAAACAUAUAGUUAAAAUUUGGGAAGAUUAAUUAAUGAGAACAAGUGUUGUCGUCUUCUUCUCGUAAUUUUUGUCAUUUUGUGCCUUGAGAAAUAUUUGUGUGAACCUUAUGCACAUUAAUGCAUACAUGUUUGGAGUUGAUAUUUUCACUGUGUUUUCUUUGUGUACAAUGUUAACAACCUCGUAUUUCUAUACAAUUUCUUAAAUGCUUAUACCAUUCAUCACAACCAACAUAAAAAUACAAGUUCUCACAACAACAUAGACAACAUAAAACACUGCUCAAGUUUUAACAUAAUUUGAUGAAACAAGAAAGGAUGCAUUAGUUACCCAUACCAUUACAAUGCACGCCAGAGACUGUAUAGUACAUGUUUAUUAAUGUGUCAAAGGUAUUUUAAACACCUGUUUUAAUCAAUUCUGAAUUGAAUUCUAGUGUUUGUGUGAUUUGGUGUGUAUUGGAAAUGCAUUAACCAGGCCUUGUAAUAUAUGAGUCGGUGUCUGAGAAAAAUGGGCUUAAUGCGUGUGCAUAAAGUUUCUGCCUAGCUAUUCAGGGAUAUGCUUUAUACACAUUUGUUUAAGCCAGGUUUCCCACGCCGUGGCGUAAGAUUUUUGUAUACAACCGUUUUGAUGCAUAAGUGUAUUACUUUUGCGGCAUUAUGCUACAGCUCAUGACGGAUUUUUCUGAACGGGAAAGUUAAGUUGUUCUGCUCUGAAGGAAUAGACUAAUGGAAUUAUGUUGUUAGUUUUUAAUCUUAAGGUGGAAUGUUAUAUAGCAUUGAUGUUUUUAUCCAAAUGUAACACUUAACUAUGUUUUUUCUCUUCGUUCUGGGAAAACUGAGCUGAAUGCAUGUGGGUAAAGAGUCAUCCAGGAUUAGCCUGUGCAGUCAGCCUGUGCGUUAUCAUGAACCACAUUUCCCGCUUAUAUGGUAUUAUUGUCUUAGUGAAAAUUCUUUUUUGGCGGAUAAGUUGUCCCUUAUGAGCUUGUGCAGACUGCUAGGCUAAUCUGGGAUGACACUUGAUGACACAUGAUUGUCAUCUUCAGAGAAUAUGCAUGCCUUAACUAAAACAAUAUAAUUAAUACAUAUUUGUAUCCAUAUGUGACAAUUUUGUUAUUUAAUCUCCUAAUUUUAUCAAUAUUUCUUUCAAUUUUUAACUUGUGAAUGAAAAUAUACAGUAAUAUGAUGCAUGACUAUAUGCGAAUAGAAGGUCUAUAUAAAAUACAUGCACAACAUGCACAACAUUCACGCACACACUUUAUUUAAAGAAUACAACAUUUUGGUAAGUGUGAGGAACUAGUAAAUGAGUUAACACACUUAAAAGGUACAGACACAAAUACAUAUAAGGGAGGUAAUAGUUAUGCCCCUUUCAAAGAAAAGGGGGUAUAUAGUUUUCGCACUGUCCGUCUAUCACACUUUUCGUGUCCGCUCUCUAAUUCAAAUAGUUUUCAUCCUAUCUUUACCAAACUUGGUCAGAAGUUGAAUCUAGACAAUAUCUAGGUCAAGUUCGAAUAUGGGUCAUGCCGGGUCAAAAACUAGGUCACGGGGUCACUAAGUGCAUUUCAAGGAUUUAGUAUUUAGGUUUCAAAAAAUGCUCAUAACUUUUAUCAAAGUGUUUAUAGGGGCGUACAUGUAUGUCAUCCUAUGGUGACAGCUCUUGUUUAUUUUUUACUUAAGCAUGAACAUGUCACGGUCAUUAAGACAUGUAUACAUCAUAGCAUGCGUUGAUGUUAAUACAUAAACUGCAUCAUUAAAAAAAACAUCAAUCGACAUAAACAUGCAUUUUAUCUUCAGUUGAUAGUGAAAAUUGUUACGUUAAGCUGAUAAUAUUCUGAAACUUGACCUGUUAGUUUUAAGUUUUAAAUGUUUGGGAAAACACCCUUGCAAGAAGACUUCUCAUAUAUAUUGCCUGACCAGUUAUUUGUGUUGCGAUAGAUUGAGUAUUGUGAGCAUAAACACAUGUGUGUUCCUAAGCAAAGUGCUGAUUUUAUAUGUGAUACACUUGUUUUCUUUUGAUACUCUUUUGUUGCAAUGUAUAAUCCCAUAAGAUUAUUAUGUAUAAAUAACAAUUUUAUGUGUGAUUGGAUUGUUAUUUCAAUUAUUUGUUGUGCAUGUCUUCAUAAAUCUAGAUGUAUUUGUUGACGUUUGCAAUACAGAUGCCACUGUAAAUAUCUGUUAUGAUGGUCUUAUAAAAAAUGCAAACAUAUUGAUUAAAAUAUGGUUAUAUUUA
This is a messenger RNA of Dreissena polymorpha, 6807 nucleotides long. RefSeq names its product ras-related GTP-binding protein C-like. The coding region runs from base 22 to 357 and encodes 111 amino acids. The transcript has 4 exons. Gene Ontology annotation, biological process: regulation of autophagy; positive regulation of TOR signaling; cellular response to starvation. The record is from RefSeq and is a predicted model, not a curated record. Gene Ontology annotation, cellular component: lysosome; Gtr1-Gtr2 GTPase complex; nucleus. Gene Ontology annotation, molecular function: GTP binding; GTPase activity. NCBI's taxonomy places the organism in Eukaryota, Metazoa, Mollusca, Bivalvia, Myida, Dreissenidae.